UGAACCACUUCUUCGCAGAGGAGCCAUUUCUGUGAAAAGAUAGCCGUUUCUGGCUUGUCUUGCUUCAACCCCUCCAAUUUAAGUGGUGAAUUUGGACUAAAUUGAGGAUUUGUGAGCCGCCGACGUUGACACUGGUGAAGUCUGUGGUGCCGUCGGGCGAGAACGCCGUGUUUGCCGCCAUUUUCCCCGAAAUGGACGGUGAUCAGACAUCGGUCCGAGUCGUGGUACCGGACAUUUCCGAACAGCUAACGAACAGGUCCGAUGAACGCGGCCGCGGUGGCUUGCCCUCGGAUGAUCAUGCUAACCCCGUUUCGGCUGUUUCGGUUACUCAAGUUGCGGUCCCAGUGUCUUCUGUUCCCGUGUCACUACCGGUGGGUUCCUUGAUAGGAGUUUCAAGCACGGGAACUUUCAAUGUCAUCACUUCGGAUCAAUUGCAGUUGGCUGACACAGGAGAUGUCAAACAAGUCCUUUGUGGCACACUCAUAUGUGAAGCUGAAUCAGAACCUGAAAAAGAUGAUGAUGGAUCAAGAACUUGGAAUGGUGGUGAGAAAGUUGCCGCUGACGUCAUUAUUCAAGAAGAUGGAGAGCAAAAUGAUGAUACACCGAAUAACUCACAAACAUGGACAGACUCGAUCAAUAUGCCAAUCUUGCCCGUGAGAUGCAAGAACACAAAUGCUGAACUACAUAAAACUAAAUUUGGAUCAGGUGGUAGAGGCAGAUGUGUAAAGUUAGGGGAUCAGUGGUAUACUCCCAGUGAGUUUGAAGCUGUUUGUGGGAGAGCAUCCAGCAAGGAUUGGAAACGAAGUAUCAGAAUUGAUUCCAGAUUUGGCGGUCGGAGUCUUCUGACACUCAUUGAUGAAGGGGUGUUGACACCGCAUGCCACCAGCUGUACCUGUUCAGCUUGCUGCGAUGAUGAAACUGCGACUGGCCCUGUCAGAUUAUUUACGCCUUAUAAAAGAAGAAGACGGCGGGAAGGAGAAGAGCAAAGUAGAAAGAGGAAGAGGGCCACAACCAUUGACAGCACUGGAGAAGACAGUGAAGAUGGAGGAGGUGAGACACCACCUAAGGUCUCAACAAAUUGCACAAUCGGCUCGCACUUUGACACUAUCAUAUCAGAUGCCAUCAUGGAUGAUAAAGAAUCAUGGCGAGGUAACCAGUUUAAUGCUUCGGUCUCAAGUACUUCAGGAAAUCAGACAUCUCAAGCAGUGACUGUUAUGGCACCUACCAUGCUCACCACUCAGGCAACUGUUGAUCAGCUUCAGUCUGCACAAGAAUACCAAGUUGUUACUCAAGGACAUCAAGUACAACUUCAGCCACAAGUUCGGACUCAACCUGCUCAAUCGUCGUCAGAUGCAUUCCAUAGAUUAGAUGAGAUUGCUACAAAAAUGCAAAAAUUGACAAAUCAGUUUCGAAAAGCUCUUGAAGAGGCUCGGGAAUUGUCUCGUUUAGAAAAAGAGCAAAUUAAUAGGGAUAAUCAGGCUGUGAUUGAUAGUCAAGUCAGAGCCGUGUUUGAAUCAAGAGGGGGGUUGCCAGUUGUUGUGGAUCCAAUAGAAGCAGUUGGUCUGGAACCAACUACAGGUGCUCCCAGUGCUGAAAGCAAUUCUGAUACCAAAAAGUGCGCCAACUGCAAUAGGGAAGCAUAUGCAGAAUGUUCACUAUGUCGCAGAACUCCAUAUUGCUCUACAUUCUGCCAAAGAAAAGACUGGGGUAGCCAUCAAGUUGAAUGUGUUCGAACCGCAAGUGCAGAUCAAAAUGGACAGCAGAUAAUGCUUAUCGUUGAAAGUUCAGAGCAAGUCUUAGGCCAUACUGAAUGAGGUUUAGAAAACACCCAGCCUACCUUUGGCCAAUCGGUGCCGCCAGUUUUGCCUUCACUCCCACUUGGCUGGGUGUUUUCUAGGACUUGAGGUAAUUGCAAAAACAUCUACAGUUGAGCUGUUUUGGCUGGAGCCUUCAUGAAGUGUUAGGACUCUUGUCACACUCCCAAAGGAGUGAAUAUGAUUGUUUUUUUUUGUUGGUGUUUUUCUCCCAAUUUUUUGAUGUUUGCUUUUCAUCCCAAUUUUGUAAUGGACCUUUUAUUAUUUAAAGACUGUGGGGCCUUUUCACCAAGAAAUGUGCCGAUCAGUUUGUACGGCUGUGCUGAGUGGAAGUAUCCAGACUAGACAAAUUGAGAUGUUAAUGAUAUUGGCCUGAAAUGUAAAUGCUCGUAUCAAUGAUUUUGGUAGUUAUUAAAUGAAAUGAUAUCCUUAUUAUGUAGCUCUAAAAUUUUAAUUGAAAGACUGGUUUUUCUGAGUAAUAACCUGAUCAGGACUUGCUCCACUUUUAUUUGUGUGCCCCUGUAACUAUGGCUCUACCAAUCUAUUGAUUUUUGACGUUUUUCUCUUGCAUACAGUCCACAGUUUUAAGUUUUUGGAUGUAACUUAAACCUGGCUGAUUUUGAAAUGUUUUCACUUAAUUAAACAUGCUGUUGGUUUCUCUCUUCCUAAUGUGUCUUUGUAUUGAAGGUUUAUGUCAAGUUUCACUUUCUAUUGUUACCAAUGUGUUUCCAAAUGAUCUCUAAUCAAUAUUGGAUAUAUCACAUGACAGAAAUAGUACGCAUAUUUGUUGUAAGAUGUCUCAUUUUAUGUAAUCCAUGAGACUAUUAGUCUCAUGUGUCAACUGUUCUGGUUAUGAAAAUGAAUUAGUGUGUUUGAGACUUUUCAAUGUAGUAACUGCUAAGUUUCAAGAAAUGGCAAUCCUGAAAGUAAUAGUUUCAAUCAUUUUGUUCCACCAUUCUUACCAAAAGCUAUUUAUUGUUGAAUAAACAUAUUUUCCUGAAUGGGAACUA
Molecule: messenger RNA, 2824 nt
Organism: Thrips palmi
Lineage: Eukaryota; Metazoa; Arthropoda; Insecta; Thysanoptera; Thripidae
Gene: Deaf1
Product: deformed epidermal autoregulatory factor 1
Exons: 10
Coding region: 192-1814 (540 amino acids)
Biological process (GO): positive regulation of transcription by RNA polymerase II
Molecular function (GO): DNA-binding transcription activator activity, RNA polymerase II-specific; RNA polymerase II cis-regulatory region sequence-specific DNA binding
Source: RefSeq, a predicted model, not a curated record